AUGUCCGACUCCAGACUUGUUGAUAUGGAACCCGGCGGAGAGAGCACUCAAUAUGAGUCUAUCACUCUAUUCACUAAAAGCCCUUCAAAGCAGACUGGACAACUGGGGAGCGGCGGUAAGCACACAAUAAGCGAACUGAGCCCUGGUCUAGGAACGCAUAGCCCGGCGCCCAACAAUGACGAGGAUUUCCAGACACAGAAGCUGGGCAUGGGAGCAGUCGCUGACUCUGGUAAAGAUAUGAAACGGGACGAGGACGAUGCCGUGGCCAAGGCCCGCAGACAGCAGGGGUAUGGGCCUGGAUCUGGUGUCGGGGCUUAG
Molecule: messenger RNA, 318 nt
Organism: Penicillium digitatum Pd1
Lineage: Eukaryota; Fungi; Ascomycota; Eurotiomycetes; Eurotiales; Aspergillaceae
Product: replication factor C subunit 5
Source: RefSeq, a predicted model, not a curated record